This is a messenger RNA of Salpingoeca rosetta, 2419 nucleotides long. RefSeq lists its product as uncharacterized. NCBI's taxonomy places the organism in Eukaryota, Choanoflagellata, Craspedida, Salpingoecidae. The record is from RefSeq and is a predicted model, not a curated record. Gene Ontology annotation, biological process: mRNA splicing, via spliceosome. Gene Ontology annotation, molecular function: RNA binding; RNA helicase activity; ATP binding. Gene Ontology annotation, cellular component: catalytic step 2 spliceosome. The transcript has 13 exons. The coding region runs from base 83 to 2416 and encodes 777 amino acids.
CAAACCAGCGCGAACGCACCAGUGCAGCCACCCUUAUCGUUCGCUCGCUUGUUGUUGUUGUUGUUGUUGUUGCAUCGCCGCCAUGAGCCGCAGAGACGACGAAGACAUGGACCCCAGGUCCAAGCGCGCCAAGGUGGCGGACGACUACGACCACCACCACCGCAGCUCCUCAUCCAGCAGGCGCGACCGCGACAGGGACGACGACGACGGUCGUGAUAGACGUGACCGUGACCGGCGUGACAGGGACAGGGACAGGGACAGGGAAUAUCAUCGCAGCACCAGCACCAGCAGUAGCCGCCGUGACCGCGACCGUGACCGUGACCGUAACCGCGACCGUGAUCGUGCCCGUGAUGAUCGUGCCGACCGUGAUGACCGUAGCCGCAGAGACAGGCACCGCGAUAGGGAUGAAGACCGCGACAGACGCGACAGAGACAGAGACAGGGACCGCGACCGUGACCGCGACACGAGGGAGAGCCGUGACAGGGAGCGUUCGCGUGACAAGGACGCAGAUAAGGACCGGCGCAGCCGUGACCGCUCUCCAAGUCGUGGAGGUGAUACGCGCAAGAGCAGCGGGCUGGCCCCAUCGUCAGCGACAACAGCAGCAACAACUACAACUACAGCAACAUCCUUAACGAAGAGCAGCACGAGCGACAGCAACAACGGCACAAAGGUGCCGCUGUCACUUGAAGAGCUGCUGGAGAAGAAGAAGAAAGAGCGUGAGGAGAAUGCAAAGCCAAAGUUCCUGAGCAAGAAGGAACGGCAAGAGGCGGCUCUCCGUCGCCGCCAGGAGCAAGUCGCCGCACAGCGGGCAAAGAUGGAGGAACAGCGCAAGGAGCGCGAGCGCCUGGACCGCGAAGCCAGGAUGAUUGCACGCGCGGCCCGCCAUUCCGAUGGCAACGCGACGGCUGCGGACGCCUCUGCCGGUGCAGACGACAGCGUGGACAAAGAGCGCGAACAGGAACUGCAGGCCAUCAAGGACCGGUACUUUGGGAAACACACGGAGAAGCGCAAGAUUCGCCGCAUGAACGAGAAGAAGUUUGUGUUUGACUGGGAGGGCACGGACGACACAUCUGUGGACCAUAACCCACUGUACAAGGAAGUGCACGAGGCGCAGCUGUUUGGCCGCGGCCACCUCGCCGGCAUCGAUGUCUCCUCCCAAAAGAAGGAGAAAGGAAAGUUCUACGAGGACAUGCUUGAGCGCCGUCGCACCGAAGUGCAGAAGGAACAGGAGGACCGCCGGCUGCGCAAGUUGCGUCAGAAGAAGCAGAAGCAGCUGUUUGACGAGCGCCACUGGUCCGAAAAGCCGCUGGCGGACAUGACGAAACGCGACUGGCGCAUCUUCCGGGAGGACUACAACAUCACGACCACCGGCGGCCGGAUCCCAUCGCCGCUCCGCUUCUGGUCAGAAUCCGGACUCGACCCGCGCAUCCUCGAGAUCAUCGACGACCUUGGCUUCAAGGAGCCUACGCCGAUCCAGCGUGCUGCGCUGCCCAUCGGCCUCACCAACCGCGACAUUUGCGGCGUUGCGGAGACCGGGUCCGGUAAAACGCUCGCCUUUGUCCUCCCGCUCCUCCAGUGGAUCCUCUCCCUGCCAAAACUCGAGCGCGAACAGGACAUUGACAACGGCCCGUACGCGAUCAUCCUGGCGCCGUCGCGCGAGCUGGUGCAGCAGAUUGAGGAGCAGACGCGCAAGUUCUCGGACCCGCUCGGCGUGCGUACUGUCGCCGUCAUUGGCGGUGCGAGCAGGGAGGAGCAAGGGUUCCAGCUCCGGCAGGGGUGCGAGGUGGUGAUUGCCACGCCCGGCCGUCUCAUCGACGUGCUUGAGAACAGAUACCUCGUCCUCAACCAGUGCACGUACGUCGUGAUGGACGAGGCUGACCGCAUGCUCGACAUGGGCUUUGAGCCCGCCGUACAGCAGAUUCUCGAACACGUCCCCGUCACAAACCAGAAGCCAAACACAGAUGAAGCCGAGGACGAAGCGUUUCUGCUGCAGGACAUCAAGAACAAGAACAAGUACCGCCAGACGGUGCUGUUCACAGCCACCAUGCCGCCCGCUGUCAUGAAGCUCGCCAACACGUACCUGCGCCGCCCAGCCACCAUCCGUAUUGGCACCGUCGGCAAACCCGUCGACCGCGUUGAGCAACGCAUGAUUCUGACAACGGAGCAGAACAAGCGCAACGAGCUUGUGAAGAUUCUUCGCUCCGAGCCCGAGCCACCCAUCAUCAUCUUUGUCAACCAGAAGAAGGGGUGCGACGUGCUGGCGCGCUCGCUGGAGAAAAUGGGCUACCGUGCUGCCACUCUCCACGGCGGCAAGGGCCAGGACGUCCGUGAGCAUGCGCUUGCGAGCCUGAAGGAAGGAUACAAGGACAUUCUCGUGGCAACAGAUGUGGCCGGUCGUGGCAUUGACAUUCCGUAAGCG